AUGAUGAUUUAUGGUGGAACGGGUGGACGGGGAGGAGGUGUUUCUUCCUCCUUGAUGGCUUCACCGAGUACGGCCACGACUACCACUUCCACCACUUCAGGAGCAUCAACGCCAACAUCCAUGAUGGUUGGAUCUGCUUCUGCAACCUUGAAGAUGAUUCCGAAUAUCUCAUCAUCGUCAUCACCAUCAUCGGGUUGUGCAACGAACAACAGCAACAACCCGGAAAAUAAUCCAACAACCACCCAUCUUUCAAAACAGCCAAUCCAACAAUCAUUCGAUCAUUCUUCUUCGAACGAAUCACUUAAUAAUUAUGGAAUAUCAAAUCAAAACAAUGUCACGAACAAAUUAUUGACAAGCACAUCAUCAUCAUCAUCAACAGAGGACUCAAAAGAAUCAACAUCCAGAGAACAAUCUUACUCUAUCUAUUAUAAUAUUGGAUAUCAAUUUAUUGUCCUUCUGGGAGUUGCUUUGGAAAAUAUUUGGCAAUUUGUUGUUUGGAUUUGGAGCUAUUUACAGUGUGCAGUUUUAGGUGCAAGCACACUCCACCAGAAGAACCGAAGCAGAGAACGUUCUAAAAGUGGAGCACAUGCUAGGACGAAUUUAUCAUCCUCUCUCUCCCAUGCCACAUCAAAACAUAAGCAACAACCACAACAACAACAACAACGGGAUUCUCUUUCAUAUAGGCCCACCAAUCCGUCGUCGCCGUCUACCGAAUUGUCACCGACAUCUUCGUCUUCUACUCAACCCUCUCCUUUUGAAUUUCUUUCUCUUCUCACUGGUCGAACUAGCAGAUCAAAUUCUAGUGCAACCUCCAACAACAACUCUUCCAUUCCCAAACCUUAUUUAAUUCUAGACUUGGAUGAGACACUCAUUCAUGCUAGUACCACACCUCCAAGACCAGAUCAUGAGAGACUUUAUAAUUAUGUCCUGGAAGUAAUGAUUGACCAGGUAAAUUGUACAUUCUAUGUUUCGGAAAGACCUCAUUUGAAACUCUUCAUGGAGAAAGUUUGUGAGUGGUACAAUGUUGUGAUAUUUACUGCAAGCGUGAAAAGUUAUGCUAAUCCUGUCAUUGAUAGACUCUAUCACUCGGAUAAAAUUGUCGAUCGACUCUUCAGAUCGUCGUGCUACGUGACAGAGCAUGGAGUUUAUAUCAAAGAUCUUAAAAGCGUCACAGACAAUCUCGCAAAAUGUAUGAUUAUUGAUAACAGCCCUAUAUCCUACAUGUGGUAUCAAGAAAAUGCAAUACCAAUAUCGAAUUGGAUGGGCGAGAACGAACACGAUCGAGCAUUACUUAACUUGCUUCCUUUACUAGAAGCAUUGAGACAUUUGGAGGACGUUAGAAACGUUCUCAAAUUUAGGGUUGAGUUGUAA
This is a messenger RNA of Naegleria fowleri, 1371 nucleotides long. RefSeq lists its product as uncharacterized. The record is from RefSeq and is a predicted model, not a curated record. Lineage: Eukaryota; Heterolobosea; Eutetramitea; Acrasida; Naegleriidae. Gene Ontology annotation, molecular function: protein serine/threonine phosphatase activity. The transcript is spliced from 3 exons. Bases 1 to 1371 code for a protein of 456 amino acids.